Molecule: messenger RNA, 3582 nt
Organism: Zootermopsis nevadensis
Lineage: Eukaryota; Metazoa; Arthropoda; Insecta; Blattodea; Termopsidae
Gene: aln
Product: divergent protein kinase domain 1C
Source: RefSeq, a predicted model, not a curated record
UAACGGUUGAGACACACAUCAAUACGUUCGCCAUUUUAUGUCUGAAUACAGUUCACUAAUUAUUUAUGAUAAUGGCAGCCAGAAGACGAUUGUUAUAUACACAUUAGAUUAUUCCAAAACAUUUUAUUUGUAUUGAGAUUGCUUUAACAGCUGCUGACAGUAUUAUGGCUGACAUUUUUAAGAACCUAAAAUAAUGCUGCAUCUGAGAAGAAUACCAGGCAUUCUUUACAAACGGCGGUAUGUGACAGCAACUUUAAUAAUAUUCUUACUAACGAUCAUAUACUACCUUAUACACUGGGGCAUUAUGUGUACUAACCUGGAGACUUGGCAACACGUCAGUCAUCUGUGCCGGCUCCACAGGAGGGGUGAAGCUAUUGGCAGUCUCUGCAAACCACUGUGUGUUGACAAGCAGAUUCAUUCUUUGACUUGUCAUGCAUUUCAUGCUGGCAAGGAAGCUGUCUUCUCUGCAAAGUGGGAAGGCACUCGAAUGGUAUUCAAAGCCUCAAGAAAAGCCAGUGGUGAAAACAUGGACCCUGUUUAUUGGCUUGACAGUGAUGGGGCUAGACAGUAUCCAACAGAGGAUGAGUUUGAUACAAUGGUUCGUAAUGUUGUGAUAUCAAAAUUGAACCUUACUAUUUCCAAUAACCAGCUGAGUAGAUUAAGCCGUCUUGGUUUCUCAAGAGCAAAGGAGAAGUCACUGAUGCGACACAUUGAGAUGCAGAAUUUAUGGUUUCUGAUUCAAGAUAAUGAAUAUUUGUGCUCCAUUCUGUAUGCAGACAGAGAUAUCUUCCCACAGCUGCUUGGUACUUGUGGCCCAUUUUUUGCUGUUGAGUAUGUAGACCCUGUAGAGAUGUCUUCUGGUGUGAUGUCAAUGGGGGAAGGCCAUGAGGAAUGGGCCAUGAGGCUCAAGCUUGCAGUUCUUAUGAUGGACCUACUGGACGAGUUAGAGACAAACCUUGCUGAACCUUUCCAUUUAUGUGAUAUCAAGAUGAGCCACUUUGGUGUUACGAAGGGUGGGCAGCGUUUAAAAUUUCUUGACCUUGAUUCUGUCCUGCCACGAACAGUUGUUGGACAUAUGACUGCUGAUAAUAGUCAUUGUACCCAACAUGAAGACUGUGACUUCUUUGACUGUCGUUCUAAGUGCAAUGCUGUUUCUUCUCGCUGUGAUUCACCAGUUACAAAUGACAAUUUCCAGGUGGUGUGUGAGAAGAUCUUUCUGGGCUGGACUCUAUCAGGAACAGUGAUUGUACCAGGACUGCUUAUGUCACAGCACACACCAUCAUCCCUGGCAGCCCUGCUCCGUCUUUGUGCAAAUCCAGACACAGACUUCAACAGUCCAAGGGCUGCUGUUCCAGAAGACAUCAGACAUCGUCUGUAUGCAACACUCACUGAAAUGGAACAGACCCUAGCAAAUGAAGUUCUUGUAUGAAAUCCUAGACAAAUUAAUUAGAAAACAGUGGAAUGAUUUUUAUUGCAAGUUUCUUUUAUUUAUUUUUUAAUAAGCAUUUUAUUUGUAAAUAACCACUGAGAUUUAUAUACAAUGUUGUCAUUAGAUUAGAGUAUAUGCUACCAAAGAAUUGUUUUUUUCAUGAUACCUAGUUAGAAAAAGAUAAAUAAAAUAUAAAGGUAACAAUGCAAGGACUGAUGCUUGCUUGUUAUAACUGUGCAUGUCAGAUGGUAUAUGCAGUAAUACUGUCCCUAGUGAUCAUUAAAAUAUGUUAUGCAGUGCCUGAAUGCAUAUACAGACAUAAUACAGUAAACAGCAUGGUAUAUGAAGUCCAUAUACAAUUAAUAUAAGUAAAAGUCACUCCUGUUCCUGAGUUGUACAUCAUGGAAGUGAAGAUCUGAAUGCUACAUGGAGGUGAGUGAUCAGAUCGAACCUGCCAUUGCUUUACUCCAGGGAGAGAGCUCUUGGUUGUGACUGGAUAGGAGGUUGGACAGGUCCAAAAGAAUGUCUGUACCAGAAACUGAACCCCAGUUGCCGAGCCUAUAGCCAAUCACUUUACUGAACCGUCACAGUUCAUUAUAAACUGAGGAAAUUAUUUAAUUAUGUUUAUUUGAUGUUAACCCCCACCUCCCCAAUGACUAAGUGUAGCAGUGAGAAUCAUGGCUUAAGACAAGACAUUUUGCUCAGGUAAUGAAGGGAUUGGAGGUGAUUUGGCUUCAGACUAUGUGUCCAAUGUUAUGUUUGUAAAAUCACACCAUUAAUUUUCAGAAGCUUUUAUUAAAAUACAAGUCAAAAUUGUUUUUUAAUAUAUGUUACAAGACCUCAGUUGAGAACUGAAAAAAGUAGGUUCUCCUGGCAUAUAAUUUGACAGUUGAGAAAUUACUGAAAACUAAAUCAGGAUAAUGCAUUCCAUGUAUUGAUCAAAUACACAUUUUCAUAAUGUUUCUGACUUCUGUAUACAGCCAACACUUGUUGAGGAUGGUUAGAAUUUUGUGACCCUACCCCACAUUACCUCAGUAAUAUCCUUCAUUUUAGGUCUGUGACUUCAGUGGGGAAAAUAUGAUAAACUCCACAUGCAGGGUUUUGCUAUGCAAAGUAUAGGCUACAUCUGAAGAAUUUAUGUGUAGAAUCUAACAGACUACAUAUUAUAGAUGUUCAUGUUGGUCUUCCACGUGGACUUGUAGGUAGACACCAGGAAACUGACACAGCUGGUAGCCCAAAAGAACUUUAUUAUGUCACAAAACUGACAUCACUGCCAUGAGAACCUCAUACAGGUUUAACAAGGUCUUUCUUGGGCUGUUGACAGAUAUUCAAGUCAUCAGUAAAUUCCUUCUUGUCACAAAACUUGAAGGUUCAUCACCAUAAUAACAAGAGCCCUGUAAGCUAAGUUUGGCAUCACAUCACUGUUACUUAACCUUUUUGCAAGUGAGUAAUACAUAUACAGAUGUAUGAAAUUAUGAAUUUUUGUAAUAAGUACAUGUGUUUACAAACCGAGAUUUAAGAUUCUCACAGCAGUUAAUGUCAGUUGUGGUCUUCUGGGCUGUGACGCCAUGACACAUCACAACCCAGAUCACGAAUGACAUGUGUAUGAGGUUUUUCCUUAUUAGAAACACGUGAGAGUCAGUGUCACAUACUUUCUCUUGCCUUUAUCAACCUUGCAUGACUUUCCAGACUUUAAGGAUUAUUCAUAAAAAUAAAAUAUUUAAAUGUAAUUUAAAUAGACUGAAAUUAUUUACCAUAAAUAAAACAAAUAAAUUACGCUAAGAUCAGUUUCUGUAAGUAAUACUCCAGCAUGUCUUAUAGGCAUACUUUUGUAGCUGUGGUAGACAUUUGAGAUUAUGUUAUUUUACAUAUGUUGGAAAUAAAAUCAUUUUCAUUUUAAAAUGUUUUCAGUUCUUUGUGCCUGGUGGUAACUAUAUAUACCACAUACUUUAACAAUCAAUAAUUCUGCAUUUUGCCCACAAAGUACAUCACUUUCAAGUGAUUCUUAGAAUAAACUUAUCACGUCUUUAAACAUCAAGUAACCAGCCCUUGUAAUGGUUAUGUCAGUGUUUUCUUUUAAGUAUGGAAUGAAUGUGUAAACAUGAAGAUUAGUUUUGGCUUCAGAGUAUUAAACAUUGUCUUAUAUGUGCAAA